AUGGUUGUAACUAUCCCAGAGAAACCGCUUGAACUUCAUCUUCGACGCAAGAUUCUUCUUGCUUAUGAUAACUCGGAGUGUAGUAAGUUUGUAUAUCAAUAUUGUCUUGAUAACCUCUUCAUUCCAAAUCGUGACCAUGUGUCCUUGGUAACCGUACUGGAUGAAGAGCA
Molecule: messenger RNA, 170 nt
Organism: Ambispora leptoticha
Lineage: Eukaryota; Fungi; Glomeromycota; Glomeromycetes; Archaeosporales; Ambisporaceae
Source: the annotation of a GenBank genome assembly